UAUAAUGCUCUUUUGUCACAGCUUCUGCAAACAAGAGAAGCUGCCCAUUACGUUCCAGUCCUGUGUGAUCACGAAGGAGUGCCAGGUGUCGGAGUGGUCGGAAUGGACCCCCUGCUCCAAAACCUGCUUUGACAUGACAACGCCGAAAGGCAAUCGUACGAGAUCACGGACCAUAAAACAGCUCCCUGUCGGCAGCGAGAGCGAAUGCCCGCAGUUAGAAGAAACAGAGCAGUGUGUUUCUCAAGGAGAUGGUGUGGCACCGUGCAUUACGUACGGUUGGCGGACCACGGAGUGGACAGAAUGCCGUGUCGAUCCCCUCCUUAGCCAGCAGGACAAGAGGCGAGGAAAUCAGACAGCACUGUGCGGAGGUGGCAUUCAAACCCGGGAGAUGUACUGCGUGCAAGCUAAUGAAAAUCUUCUCUCCUAUUUAAAUACCCUCAAGGAAAAGGAAGAAAGUCAGUCACAGAGCAAGUCGAAGGCUAGUGCUGCACCUCUGCUAUCGAUCACUUUUGAAAUAACAGCCUCGAGGCCAGUGGACCGCAGACUGUGUACAGGACCUCUUCCCAGCACCUCCCAGCUGUGCCAUAUCCCUUGUCCUACAGAGUGUGAGACCUCGGCGUGGUCAGCCUGGGGACCGUGCACCUAUGAAAGCUGUGACGACCCUCAGGCCAAGAAGGGCUUUAAACUAAGGAAACGGCGCAUCACUAACGAGCCUACGGGAGGCACAGGAAACUGCCCUCACCUGCUGGAAGCCAUCCCCUGUGAAGAGCCAUCCUGCUACGACUGGAGAAUUGUGGGGCUGGAGGAGUGCGUCCCUGACAACGAGAAGACCUGUGGCCCUGGUACCCAGGUUCCUGUUGUCGUCUGCGUCAACAGUGAUGGAGAAGAAGUUGACAGACAGCUGUGCAGAGAUGCGAUCUACCCAAUCCCGGUCGCCUGCGAAGCUCCGUGCCCAAAGGACUGUGUGCUCAGCAUGUGGUCUGCCUGGUCCUCCUGCUCCCACACCUGCUCCGGCAAAACCACAGAAGGGAAGCAGAUGCGUGCCCGCUCCAUCCUGGCGUACGCAGGUGAAG
Molecule: messenger RNA, 1073 nt
Organism: Apaloderma vittatum (bar-tailed trogon)
Lineage: Eukaryota; Metazoa; Chordata; Aves; Trogoniformes; Trogonidae
Product: thrombospondin type-1 domain-containing protein 7A-like
Exons: 6
Source: RefSeq, a predicted model, not a curated record